UGUGUGCGUGAGUUUUGCAGAGUCGCGAGACGACAAAAUCAUCCGCGAUUAUAUUUGCAAAUUUCUGGCUUUAUUCUCGAUUGUGAUAGUAAUGUGAGUGAUAAGGGAGAUUCCUUGAUUAGUACACUGCGUGUGGGAGCAAUUCAGGGCGCGAGAGCGAGAGAGAGACAAACAAAAGGGCCCCAAACCCGAUGAGGAGGCGCUAAAAAUGCAGAACAACAAUGUGAAGAAGGAGACUUUCCAGUUGCUCCAGUACUCGGACGACUCCAAGAGUCUGUCGGAUCUCGAGCUGACGGAGAUUGUUGUGCCAAGGAAGAGGAAAGUCCGCAGGAAAACAAAGUCCAAGGGGGGCUAUAAGCAGAAGCAGCCACCGCCGCCAGUGCCGGUGGCCUGCAAGAACCUGGGCCUGUGGAUUUCCAUUGUCACGACGUGGUGCUGGCUGCUGAUCCUGUCCUACAUCAUCGCCGUGGUGAAUACGGGCAAUCGGCAGCUGGACAGGCAGCUGCAGAAGGUCUCCGCCACCACACAGAACGUGCCUGGGGCGCUGCAGGAGUGGCACGAGACGUCCCAGUACUUAGAGGCCAACCAGACGGCCCUCAUCUCCAAGAUGCAGGACGUCCAACAGACGCUGAAGAACUUCACGGAGGAGGUUGCUCAGCUGAAGACGCAGGUGCACAAGAAGGCCGAAGUGCCGGAUGACAAUGAGAAGAUGGCUGUCCUUCAGACCAGUAUUGCGGAUUUCGGAGCGAAAAUCAAGGAUUUAUCCACGGCUGUUGAUGAUCUCAAGGAUCGCGUGACGAGAGUGCAGCAAGAGGUGCACAAUAACACCAAUUUCAAUCAUCACUUGCAGGAGAUAUCGCUGGAGAGAAGAGUGAACGACACGAUGGCCAAUCUCAAUAGUUCUGGGCCGCAGCAGAUGGGCAAUUUGGCCAAUUUCACUGCGGAAUACUCAGACAAGCUGGUGCGCAUCAAUGAUACGCUGAAUGCCAUCAACAAUGUCCUGAGUCAGAAGAUCAAGAGCAUCGAGGAGGAUGAGACGAAUUCCAAGAAAAAAAUCGAUCGCCUGUCCGACAGUGUGUCCAACACGUCUUCGCACGUGUCGUCCAUCGAGGAGGAUUGGUCCAAGUACAAGCAGGACGUGAAGGAGCUCGAGACGACGCGCGUCGCGACGGAGACGCGCCUCAGCAAGCUGGAGAACGUGACGGACAACUUGAUGAGGAGUCUCGAGAGCCUUCGCGGCGAGGCGCGAACGCAGAGCGAUCGAUUUACCAAAGAUAUUGCAAUGCUUCAGCAGCAAAUUCAGCAACUUGCUUCAGCACAGGAAGAACUUAAAUUACCUUCACCGCCGGCGAAAGCAGGACCACAACAGCCAUCCACACCACAAGUAGCGAACACAGUUGCCUCGUCAAAUUCAAGUAGCUCACUCAACAUCGAAAAGUAGUUUGGUUUACAGACGGUUUAGAGGAUUUAGUGGGUGAUUUUUUGCGAUAGGAUUCUAGGAUUAACACGUGUGAUGACGGAGUGUGUGCAGAGAAGUGCACUCGCAUAUUGUUCUGCUCGUUCGAGGAGUAUUUCUUAAUAUGCCUUGACUCGAACGCGUAGGCGUUCUUGAAAGAGAGAUAGAGAGAAAGAGAGAACGUGAAGAGUUUUACUGUUCCAGUUUAUUUAACAUCUCUUUAACCCUGUAGUAGUUUCAGCGUAGAGACUUUUGAUUUUGUGAUUUUACGGUAAUGCAAGUGUUUUGGGCGGGUGUUUAGAGAAGAAGAGUGCUAAAUUUACCAAGGAGUAUUGAGUCAAUUUUAUUUGCCACUAGACAUUAUUUAAAAUAUAUAUUAUAAAAGUAAAUUCUUUUAAGGUAAUAAAUUCAGAGAUGAAUUUGAUGAAAUGCA
Phlebotomus argentipes is the source of this 1889-nucleotide messenger RNA. RefSeq names its product major antigen. Bases 209 to 1441 code for a protein of 410 amino acids. The record is from RefSeq and is a predicted model, not a curated record. NCBI's taxonomy places the organism in Eukaryota, Metazoa, Arthropoda, Insecta, Diptera, Psychodidae. The transcript is spliced from 6 exons. Gene Ontology annotation, molecular function: protein-folding chaperone binding.